UUGUCGACCACCCCAUAGAUAUGUCGAGCGCCUUUACGAGAUAGCCUUCAUAGCCUAAGUACUUAGCUUAGAGAAAUCUGUCUCAGUUAACCACCAUGCCCGACCCAGCGUCCACGGCGACGAGCGACGUCGCGAGCCCUCAUCUAGAUGGACAUGAUGCUCCAAAUCCCGACCUGCCCGAAUCUUCUUCCUACACAGACACGAGUCCCGCCACGGACCCGCCACCUACUUCUGGUCCUCCUCCCAACACGAGGCGAUGCUUCGUUUGCCUUGUCGACGAACCCGAGGCCACCCUGCCCGAUGACUGGUCGACGCCUUGCAGCUGCUCUUUAGAGGGACACCAAGAAUGCCUUCUGGCUUGGGUUACCGACCUCGAGGCCCAGGCUAAAGACAUCGCCUGCCCCGUUUGCAAGUCGCCCAUCCUCAUCACCGAGCGAUACGACCCCGCCAUCCAGCUCAGCAAUUUGCUCAACCACAAGUUCUCAAGAUGGUCACCACGCAUCCUGUUGGGCUUCAUCGCCUCUGGCGCCCUGGUCAGCAGCUCCGUAUAUGGCGUCAAGGCCAUCUCUUGGUUUGCCGGGCCUGAGGCCGCCCUAUCAUUCUUGUUGACCGAUUACAAAGCCACCAAUGGCAACAAGACCAUGAAUCGUCCUCUAUAUGACCAGACCAUCAAUCUUGUACAUCUUAGUAUUCUCCCUCUUAUCGCCCCGGCCCUUGUGAUCAACCGGAUGGAUAUAGGCGAUAUCGUUACGCUGCCUGCGUCCUUAGUGUAUGCUACGCUGUUCAAUCACUCGGCCGAGUUCUUUAAAUGGCCACCGUCAUCCGACCGCAUCAUGGCAGUCUAUCCAGCCCUUAAAGCCACCUACUUUCACAUCCAUAGAGCCCUCUCCGGUAGCUUAGAAAAAUCGUGGGCGGCUCGGGCCCGCGCUUUAAAUAUCGAUCAUGGAUCACAAGCAACUCACGAAUUCGCUCCACCACCCGAGCCUGCUCCGGCAAUGAACAUCUUGGACCUUGAGAUCGAUAUCCAGAUCGGCGAAGCUGAUGACGAUGGACAGCAGAAUAACGGAGGUGCGCCACGGAAUAGAGCUGAUGUGGCGGGUCGCUCGCCGAUAAAUUUCAUAGCUGGCGCAUUAUUAUACCCUGGCGUGUGCUAUGGCGUAGGAGAGUUGAUGCGCCAUAUACUUCCAUCCCGUUUCGUCACCAAGCCCUCAUCGGGUCCGCCAACUGGCUUAUUGCAAGAGCGUUGGGGGCGUAGCUUCAUUGGAGGUUGCCUCUUCGUCGUGCUGAAGGAUGCAUUUUUCCUCUACGUCAAGUACAAGAGGAUGAUGAACCGCCCUUACAGAAGGAUCAAGAAUUCAGAUAAGCGCAACAUUCACAAUAACUAGAGGGCGGCGUUUGGAACAAAUUAUGACUAGCGUCUUGUCUAUUUACGCAUGAUAUGAGAUCAGGUAGCUCGGCGUUGAGAAACGGUAACUCACGGACAUUGAAUUU
Messenger RNA from Xylaria bambusicola, 1491 nucleotides. RefSeq lists its product as uncharacterized. The record is from RefSeq and is a predicted model, not a curated record. NCBI's taxonomy places the organism in Eukaryota, Fungi, Ascomycota, Sordariomycetes, Xylariales, Xylariaceae. Bases 96 to 1385 code for a protein of 429 amino acids. The transcript has 2 exons.